Molecule: messenger RNA, 2171 nt
Organism: Nymphaea colorata (pocket water lily)
Lineage: Eukaryota; Viridiplantae; Streptophyta; Magnoliopsida; Nymphaeales; Nymphaeaceae
Product: guard cell S-type anion channel SLAC1
Exons: 3
Coding region: 140-2089 (649 amino acids)
Biological process (GO): transmembrane transport; stomatal closure; intracellular monoatomic ion homeostasis
Cellular component (GO): membrane
Molecular function (GO): voltage-gated monoatomic anion channel activity
Source: RefSeq, a predicted model, not a curated record
GUCCAUGAAACAUCACCAAGCUAAGAUCGUGAUUUUGGCCUUCCGAGCAACACCCAAAAAGUGGUUAUAAGGCCAAACUGAGGGGGUUCUCAACCGGUGAAGUCGUUUUCAGGCGAGUUCGGGAGAGUACGUUCGUUGGAUGGCUCUCACGAAAAGCCCAUCAACAAGUGCAUGCGGGCUCUUUCUACUGGCGAUCAGGAGUGGAAGAGAGCCUUCUUCCCGUGAGGCUUUUCCUAAAGUCUGCCUGCCAACCACUCGUUCCGAAAGGACGACAAACUGGCAUAGCCAACUUUUCUUAAAUAAAAGCGUCUGCCCUUUCGGCUUCUCCGCAGUUCGUCGUCCUCAACUCUGGAGAAAAAUGAGGAACAAAAUUUUGGAGAAUUCAGUUCUAGAGGGCUAUGAAGAAGAUGAUGCCGUGGAUAUUCAUCAGGUGUUCCCGCAAGACCUGUCCGACGAGGACAAGCCCAUGAAUUUCCGCGAGAUCCCUGGAAGGGACACUAAGAAGCAGAUGGGGAGGAGUUUCAGUCGACAGGUCUCGCUCGAGACGGGGUUCGCAGCUUUGAAGAGGGAUAGAUCCCGGGCUCGAGAUGGAAGAGUUCUGUUGAGGAAUGGGAGGAGUUUUGGAGGGUUUGGGGUCAACCACAGCGGGAAGCUAAGCUCCCAUGAGCAUAGGAAAGGAGACUUCAGCAUGUUCAGAACAAAAGGCGGCCUCCAUAGGCAGAACACGCUUCUCCCGGUCAAGAGAGAAAAUGAGCAGGACUCUAGGAAGCUCUUUUCCGGACAGCAAGAAGAAGGCAUGAACAUGAACCUGCCCACGGGCAGGUAUUUUGCAGCCUUGAGAGGUCCAGAGCUCGACGAAGUCAAGGAUUCCGAAGACAUAUUGCUGCCGAUUGAUGAGAAGUGGCCGUUCCUUCUCCGCUUCCCCAUCGGCUGCUUUGGCAUCUGCCUCGGACUCAGUAGCCAGUCCAUCCUGUGGUACGCCAUUUCUACCAGUCCCGCCACCCGCUUCCUCCAUGCCACCCCUCUCAUAAAUGUGGCCCUCUGGUUCCUCGCUGCCAUUUCCCUCCUUCUCGUCUUCUCUACCUACACACUCAAGUGUAUCUUCUACUUCGAGGCCAUCAGGAGGGAGUUCAAUCACCCCGUGCGGACCAACUUCUUCUUUGCGCCGUGGAUUGUAUGCAUGUUCCUUGCCAUCGGGGUGCCUCCGGCGCUUUGUUCCCAAGUCCCGCCCUCGCUCUGGUGCGCCUUCAUGGCUCCCAUCCUGGCGUUAGAGCUCAAGAUCUAUGGCCAGUGGCUGUCCGGUGGGAAGCGCCGCCUCUGCAAGGUAGUGAACCCCUCCUCGCACCUCUCCGUUAUCGGCAACUUCGUCGGGGCUAUUCUGGCAGCCAAGGUUGGGUGGAAGGAGGCAGGCAAGUUCUUCUGGUCGGUGGGGAUCAGCCACUACCUCGUAGUGUUUGUGACGCUGUACCAGAGGCUCCCCACCAGCGAGACACUGCCCAAGGAGCUUCAUCCUGUCUACUCGAUGUUCAUCGCCACCCCCUGCGCCGCCAGCAUCGCUUGGGAGGCCAUUUACGGGGCGUUCGAUGGCUUCUCCCGGAUCUGCUACUUCCUUGCUCUCUUUCUCUACGCCUCUUUGGUGGUUCGCAUCAAUUUCUUCAGGGGCUUCAGGUUUUCUGUCGCUUGGUGGUCUUACACGUUUCCCAUGACCACAGCGUCUUUGGCCACCAUAAAGUAUGCAGAGCAGGUACCGAGUCCGAUAAGCAAAGGAUUAGCAGUGACCCUGUCUCUGCUGUCGUCUGCUAUGGUAUCAGCGUUGCUUGUCCUGACUCUUCUACAUGCUUUCCUCUGGAGAUCUUUGUUCCCCAAUGAUGUUGCGAUCGCCAUCACCAAGAAGAGGAGCAAUGCACUCAAAAGUGGAAAGCUAAAGCGCAGGCCAUAUGACAUCAGACAAUGGACGAGGCAAACUCCUUUUGCAUUGGUCACUUCGUCAAUGAACAGGAACUCUAAACAACAACAAGAUCAAGGAUCAGUUUUUCCUUACGUGGGAAAGAAUGCUCAGCAGCGCGACCAAAAAAUCUCAGUUAAUUAGCUCAUCAAAUGUACCAAAAAGUGAAUUAUGAACCUCAUGGAACAAAUAACGUGUAGAAGUAAUAUACCGCACCUACUAUGAU